Molecule: messenger RNA, 1670 nt
Organism: Paramisgurnus dabryanus
Lineage: Eukaryota; Metazoa; Chordata; Actinopteri; Cypriniformes; Cobitidae
Source: RefSeq, a predicted model, not a curated record
AGCUUCAGUCUUCACUGUUCCUGCAGGAUUCGCUGCAUUCUGUUAACCCAUCACCAAUGGAAAGGUUAAUUCAGUUUCUGCUUUUCUUAGGAUUCUGGACGUUCAUACAGAGCAACUCAAAUAAAUUUGUUCUCAUCCAGGAGAAUAAGACCUGGGCCGAUGCACUAGCUUACUGCAAAAAGUAUCACAUCGACUUGGCCACGGUUGCAAGCAAUGAAGAUCAGACAAGUGUACGAGAAGCGGUUAGCACUGCGCUGCCUCCAUUGGCCUGGAUUGGAAUGUACAGAAACAAUAACACUUGGGGGUGGACUUAUCAUUUAGAGGUAGUGACAAUAGGGUUCUGGAAGUCUGGAAAGCCAGACAACCCCAGUGGAAAAGAGAAUUGUGGUGUCAUCAAUGGCAGUAGUGGAUGGGAGGAUAUGGCAUGCGAUCAAUUGUUUCCAUUUUUUUGCUACAAUGAGAGCAUAGCAGACAAGUUUGUUUUAAUCCCUGAAAUCAAGUCAUGGAAUGAUGCUUGGGUUUACUGCCUACAGUAUCACACAGACCUGGCCAGGAUUUGGAAUCAAACUGAAAAUGAUCUGCUGGUGAAUAUGAUGGUAGGAUAUGAAAAAGCAUGGAUUGGUCUCUUUAAGGACAAGUGGAAGUGGUCAGAUGGAACAAGUUUCAACAAGUUCCCCAUAACCUGGAGAGCUGGACAACCUGACAUUACUGGCUCACACCCGCUUUGUGGCGCUACAGCUCUUGAUGGAGUCGAUGAUCGACUCUGCCCAGAGACCCUUCCAUUUAUCUGCUCACGUCAUUCAAAGAAUCAGAUCAUGAGAGUGGAGUUGAAAUCGAGUCAGAAUCUAAAUGACCCUGCGGUGAUGGAGAGAAUCUUACAGUUGGAUUUGCUGCAUUUUGUUAACCCAUCACCAAUGGAAAGGUUGAUUCAGAUUCUGCUUUUCUCAGGAUUUUGGACGUUCACACAAAGCAACUCAAAUGAAUAUAUUCUCAUCCAGGAGAAAAAGACCUGGGCCGCAGCACAAGUUUACUGCAGAAAAAAUCACAUCGACUUGGCCACGGUUGUAAGCAAUGAAGACCAGACAAGUGUUCGAGUAGCGGUUAGCGCUGCGAUGCCUCCAUUGGCCUGGAUUGGAUUGUUCAGAUACAAUAACAGUUGGUAUUGGACUUAUCAUCAAGAGAUAUUGACAUUCAGGUUGUGGAUGUCUGGAGAGCCAGACAACUCCAAUGGAAAAGAGGAUUGUGCUGUCAUCAGUGCCAGUGGAUGGGAGGAUAUCGCAUGCAAUCAAUUGUUUCCAUUUUUUUGCUACAGUGUGAACAGUGCAGACAAAUUUGUCUUUAUCUCUCAAAUCAAGUCAUGGAAUGAUGCUUGGGCUUACUGCCUAAAGUACCACACAGACAUGGCCAUCAUUCGGAAUCAAACUGAAAAUGACCUGCUGGUGAAUAUGAUGGUAGGAUAUGAAAAAGCAUGGAUUGGUCUCUUUAAGGACUUUUGGAAGUGGUCAGAUAAAACAAAUAUCUACACGUUCCCCAUAACCUGGAGAGCUGGACAACCUGACAUUACUGGCCUAUACCCACUUUGUGGCGCUACAGCCCUUGAUGGAGUCGAUGAUCGAUUCUGCCCAGAGACCCUUCCAUUUAUCUGCUUAAAACGUAAGUUUCACCAGUAA